AUGGCAGAUAUCGAGCACAAGCGUGUGGCACUUAAGCUCAAGCAGGCGUGCGAGGAGACAGCAGCACAGGCCAUUGAAGCUACAACCGCCAGUGGACAGGCAAGUCGUAUUCAUGGCAAGAACAAGAAGUUUGGUAGCCGAAAAGAGGCCAUGGCAGCCAAGAUUGCAGCUGCAAAGAUAAAACGUGAAGAAAAAGAGGCGUUGAACUAA
Molecule: messenger RNA, 210 nt
Organism: Peronospora belbahrii
Lineage: Eukaryota; Oomycota; Peronosporomycetes; Peronosporales; Peronosporaceae
Source: the annotation of a GenBank genome assembly